Messenger RNA from Sardina pilchardus (European sardine), 3330 nucleotides. RefSeq names its product S100 calcium binding protein U (gene s100u). The record is from RefSeq and is a predicted model, not a curated record. Gene Ontology annotation, cellular component: perinuclear region of cytoplasm. The coding region runs from base 161 to 670 and encodes 169 amino acids. Lineage: Eukaryota; Metazoa; Chordata; Actinopteri; Clupeiformes; Clupeidae. Gene Ontology annotation, molecular function: calcium ion binding; calcium-dependent protein binding; transition metal ion binding. The transcript is spliced from 3 exons.
GUUUAAGAAAAAACUAAAUCACGGAAGAGAUUCUGUUGCCCUACUAGUUAGGCAAGUUUUUGAGCUGUAAAGGCAGUGGGGAAAACGGAAAAGCAGAAAAGAACCGUACAGUCCUGUGGCAGUCCAGUUGCGCGUCAGUUCUUCACAAACUUUAGGAAACAUGGAGUCAGCAAUCAAGACAGUGGUGUCGGUCUACCUCAAGUCUGCAAAGGGCAAAGAGAACCUGAGUUCAAAGGAAUUCCAGAGCCUGGUGAAGAACCAACUCGGUGGCCUCCUCAUUAAUGCGGAUAGCAAGGAUGCUGUGAAAAAUAUGCAGGAGGGCCUGGACCAGGACCACGACGGCAAGGUCAGCUUCCAGGAGUACAUGAAGCUGAUUGGCUACAUGGCCAACAACCUCAGCAAUCAGCACGUCUCCGACAAGGAGUCCAAGCCGGCCGAGAGCAACGACGGCGCCGCCACGCAGUCCGAGGCUCCGGCCGCCGCCGAGGCCGAACCUGCCCCCGCCACCGCCGCCGCCACGGUGGAAGAGCCGGCCGCCGACAGGGCUCGACUCGACUCGGCCGAGCCCGCUGCCCCCACGGCAGGGAACGGGGAGGCGGAGAAGGCCCCGGAGGAGCCAGCGGCGGAGAACACGGCCGAGGAGAAGACGGAGGAGGACGAGGCCUCGUAGAGGAGUGACCCCCCCCCCCAAAAGCUUAUCUCCAUCUCUAAUAUCUCCUGCUCGACCCCUGUCUUAUGUUCUUAUUAUAUCAUAUCUCCUUAGACAAUAACUGUUCCCAAAAAGCCAAACAAGAGCCCUGUUGUAACGCUUUUGGUUGAAUUCUAGAAUACUCUACGUUACACAGUUCCGUGCCAUAGAAUUCACGUGUUCCAGUGUAGAAGCAUUGUGUCGUAUACAGACGUCAUCUUCAUACUUCCUUUGCCUGUGGUUGUUUGUUUUUAGUUGUUUUUUGUAUUGUUGUUUGAUAGUACUUUACUUUCCAAUAUGAGUCCUGACAUCUCUUCAUCGUCUUCAUAGCCUUGCUUUGACAAAAACGAAACAUCCGAAAACCUGACCGGCAGGUUGCGUUAUCCAAGCUCUUUUUGAAAGCUGUCGGUCGUUGUAAACCUCUCCUGAAUUCAUGUUUUAAGAGCUCGCCAUCAUGUAAAGCAUCGUUUCCUAGCUGCUUGCGACUAACAGGGAGGCGAGGUUAGGGUUUUGAAUGUGAAUCCUGUGAAGAGUUUGAGCCAAAUUAGAGUUGCUGCAGAGAGAGUGUGUGUGUCCUGACCAAGGCGUGUGCAACAGUACCAGACACACAUGCACGCACACACACACACAUACACUACACACACACACUGCACACACACACACACUCACACUCGCACACACACUUACACACCUGUGGUGGCUUACAAAUGUUUACAAACUUUCUGCAACCCCAACGGAAGAUUUUAACCUGGAACAAACAAGUCGUUUAGCUAAAUAGUAUCUUUUGUACCAAACAUUAGUGGAGAGCCUCUCUAUAUCCAUUAGUCUCAUUGGCCUCCAGGUUAACUGCGUCUGGUGUAGUGCAUCCAUCCCCAGUAAGAGUGAUACCACCCCUUUUGUGGUCUCUGGCUGCCCCCUCCUCCUCCUGUCAAUCAUCCUCCCCACCCCACAGCACCCCCACCCCCACGCUUGUGUCACAGAAGGGUUUUCAGAUCCUAGUGUUGCAUCAGUAAGUGGUGCCUGUUCUCCUCUCUUACCAUCUGUCUUCCGUCCACUCUCCUUUCUUCUUUUCCUCUCCAUCUCUCUCUCUCUCUCUCUCUCUCUCUCUUUCUUCCUUUCUCUCUCUCUCUCUCUCUCUCUCUCUCUCUCUCUCUCUCUCUCUCUCUCUUUCUCCGGUGUCUGUGUCUUCAGGCAAAAGCACAGAAGAAGCAUAUUCUGGUGCCUACCUUAGUUUGUUCUAGGUAGCAAAAGGAAAGCUUUUCUGUUUCGCUCUUCUUUACAAAAAUGCUCAAUAUUAUUUUAGACAUUUUAUUCUUAUUAUCUGUCACCUUUCCCUGGUUUACAUAACAGCUGCCCAGUUGACAGCUAUCUCUGUGAAAUGUUCUCGUCAUCUCGGCCUGGAAUUGAAACAGCACUUUUUGUGUGUACUUAGGAAUAUAGCAGUUGAUCAUCUCCCAAUCCUCACGUCUGCGUUCGGUCUGUCUAGUGUGUCCUCUUGUUCUCUUUUCUCUCACCAUCUUGUCUCUUGUACCCUGUCCAUCCAAUCUCUCUCUCUCUCUCUCUCUCUCUCUCUCUCUCUCUCUGACCGUCUGGUCUCUCUCUCUCUCUCUCUCUCUCUCUCUCUCCCUCUCUGUUGGUCAAGGGUGAAAUGUGUGUGUGUGUGUCUGUGUGUGUGUGUGUGUGUGUGUGUGCCGUUUCUCCUCUCAUCACUGGCCUGUCAGGCCGUACACAGGCGGGUGCUUGGUGUCCUAAUAAAGGCUUGUUGGGGUAAAUAAUUAAGGCACCUGGGGACGGAAUCCACACCAGGAGACCCUGUGGCCCUGGAGCCCAAAAAUAGCCACUUGGUUCAGGGCACCUGACACAGGGAGGCCCCUGGGAACGAGCCAGUGUCCACGCAACAUUACCCAGAACUAGCCCCAUGCAGUCAGAUAGGGGAAAUAGAGAGACAAAUAUAACACAUCUAUUACACACACACACACAUGGGUGGUACAGAAGUACUUAGUUGAUAAGUACUGUACAUUCCAAAACUAAGGUAAAGAAUAAACACCUGUGUGCCUUUGUGCAUGUCGGAUGUGUAAACACAGACAUAACAGGGAAACGUACAGGAGAGACAUUUUGUUGGGUGUCAGGUGUGGCUUCACUUUGUUUGUCUUUUGUAAGGCUUGAGAUUGGGCGCUGUGAGCUCAGACCCUCUCCAUUGUCUGUGACCUUUGUGGUGCCAGCUUAGUCCUUGGGAAAGUUGGUGGUGAAAUCGGGGCAAACAACCCCCUCCACCACCCUUCAAAUGACCCCUGGAAUCAAAUGAUGUGUUGCAUGUGUUUUGUGGUGUUUGUUUACACAUUUGCAUCCUUGCAUUUGAGUGCAGUCACCACAAUGUGAAAUCGGUGUCAAAAUGUUGAAUUAUAUUGGAUGGCUGCAGAGUGGGUAGUCUUGCUUCUAAUAUGUGUAUUAAAAUUCUCUAAUUCACACAAAAGAAACCACUAAAAUGUCUAUACCAUGUUAUUGCUCUGAAUAUGAAAUCAUGUACUCAAUUUGACACUAUUUAUAUGCAGCUGUAAUAACUCGAAUAUUUCUUUUUAUCAAACAUUAAUUCUGUACUGAUAUGUACUUGGGCCUGUAUUAAAUAUUCAUUUUUAAAUGGA